UAUAUUUUGUUUUCUUUUGAGUUUGUUGUAAAGGUUGGGAAGCUCUGAUUCACAGAUUCAUCUAAAUUUAACAAAUUAUACUGUGUACAGGGAAGAUAUAACAAUGACUGUGGUUGAAUUUUUCGGUUGUUCCUUCUUGGCUUUUGGGCCACCUCUUGCAAUGUUCUCGCUAACUAUUGCUCAUGAUCCAAUCCGCAUAAUAAUCCUCAUAGCAGCAGCCUUCUUUUGGUUGGUCUCACUACUGCUAUCUUCCACUAUAUGGUUCGCUGUUUACCCGUUACGGGAUGUAUUGGCAUUUGGGCUGAUAUGUUCAGUAUUCAUACAGGAAGGAUUUCGAUAUCUUAUGUACAAGCUUCUACGAAAGACGGAACGAGGUUUGCAGGAGGUGACUGAAAUUGCACGGAUAUCUGAUUACAAGCACAUUCUCUCGUACGUUUCCGGCCUAGGCUUCGGGAUUAUCAGUGGAGCGUUUUCAUUGGUUAAUAUACUCGCUGAUUCAGUGGGACCCGCCACCGUGGGUCUAAAAACAGGUUCAAACAUUUUCAUCGUCAUUAGUGCGGCCCAAUCUCUCUGUAUGAUAUUACUACAUACCUUCUGGAGUGUAAUCUUUUUUAGUGCAUGUGAUUUGAAGAAUUACUACCACAUCGCAUACGUAAUCGUAAGUCACUUGUUUGUUUCCUGUAUUACACUGCUGAACAAACAGGAACUAUUCUCCGUUUCACUGACGAGCUCUUACAUUGUAAUGGCAAUUACCUGUGUCAUUGCUUUUCGAGUGGUUGGGGGUAAUUUCGCUUCAUUUAAAAAAUUUAUCACGUGUAAGUGAAUUCUAUUAGCUAGUGACAUUAUCUAAACUAAACUAUUUUAAUAACCUACUAUUUAUGAGCAUGAAAAGUUGAUUUUGCUUCAAUUAAAGCUUCGAAUAUCUCAGAA
Messenger RNA from Wyeomyia smithii (pitcher-plant mosquito), 930 nucleotides. RefSeq names its product gamma-secretase subunit Aph-1 (gene aph-1). The record is from RefSeq and is a predicted model, not a curated record. Lineage: Eukaryota; Metazoa; Arthropoda; Insecta; Diptera; Culicidae. The coding region runs from base 104 to 823 and encodes 239 amino acids. Gene Ontology annotation, biological process: Notch signaling pathway; Notch receptor processing; protein processing. Gene Ontology annotation, cellular component: gamma-secretase complex; endoplasmic reticulum; membrane. Gene Ontology annotation, molecular function: protein-macromolecule adaptor activity. The transcript is spliced from 2 exons.